AUGAUACACCAAAAUGAGUUGGAGUAUAAUAUCGAAAAUGUGACAUUAUCAAUGUUUCAACAACAAGAAAAGAAAGAUUCAAAUGAUGAAAGAAAAGAACAUGAUAACAAGGCGAUAGUAAAUAGCUUUAAAGAUAAUCAAAGCAAUUUUAAAGUCUUCAGAUGGCAAUUUGUUGAGGCUGAAGCUGGUGAAGAAGCAAUGAUAGCUUGGAGAAAGGACCUUGUUUCAGCCUCCCCGUAUCUUAGUACUUGGGGAAUAAGGAAAAUAGAUUUCUUCUUUCAAAAAUGGAGUGAGAAAGGAAUGGCAAAAGGAAAUGUUCUUCUUCUAUUAUUCGAAUAA
Molecule: messenger RNA, 339 nt
Organism: Clunio marinus
Lineage: Eukaryota; Metazoa; Arthropoda; Insecta; Diptera; Chironomidae
Source: the annotation of a GenBank genome assembly